Lodderomyces jiufengensis is the source of this 3900-nucleotide messenger RNA. It is a transcript of the gene BNR1, whose product is annotated as Bnr1p. Lineage: Eukaryota; Fungi; Ascomycota; Pichiomycetes; Serinales; Debaryomycetaceae. The record is from RefSeq and is a predicted model, not a curated record. Gene Ontology annotation, molecular function: small GTPase binding; actin binding. Bases 1 to 3900 code for a protein of 1299 amino acids. Gene Ontology annotation, cellular component: cellular bud neck; mating projection tip; cell division site. Gene Ontology annotation, biological process: barbed-end actin filament capping; actin filament bundle assembly; mitotic actomyosin contractile ring assembly. The transcript has a single exon.
AUGACGAAAUCUAAUUUACAGACUUUGCAUGUGACAACAAAGCAUAGUCAAAAUGGAAAUAUAAACUCAUUUGAAAUUAUAACCAAUAAAAAAAAUAAUAUACCACCGAAAGAAAUAGUUGAUGAAUUAUUUGAUAAAUUGUUGUCAAUUCGAAACUUUUCAAAAGAAGCAAGAACUACUUUACUACAUCAAUCAAUUGAAAGGAAAUGGGAAUUAAUAUUAAGAGAAUAUGAAAGUAAUAGCUCAUUUGAUAUAAGUAUUAAAUCUCAACAUUUUGGUGGUUAUAAUUUGCAUCAAAACAUUGGAGAUUAUAAUUUAAAAGAAAGACAUAGUUCUAAAGAUAAUUUACCUGAAUGGUUUAUAUCUCAAAUAAUGGCAAAUAAAUUUAAAUUAAAAGACUUAAAGUAUUUAGAAAAAAAAUUGGAACACAGAGUCUCAAUGAAAGAGCUGAAAUAUAAUUGGAUUAAAAAAUUUAUAUCACUUCAAGGAGAUGCAGUUGUUACUACUGUUUUGUCAAAAAUUGGUAAAAAAAGUAUAAAAUCAAAUGAAGAAUUUGACAUGGAAUAUUUACUUAUAAAAUGUAUAAGGCAUAUCAUAGAAUUUAAAAAAAAUGAAAAUUUAGAUUCAAAUCUUACUAAAUCCGAAAAAUCAAUUAUACAAUCAUUAAUAAGAUCCAUUAGAUCUCCUAGAAUUUCUACUAGAAUUUUAGUUACUGAAGUGUUAAUCAAUUUAUUGUAUUCUUCUUUUAAAGAAGAAAAUUUCUUGCAUAUUUUCUCAGAUGAAACAAACAAAUUUGUUACUUGGUUUGACGUAGUUAAAUCAUCAUUAUCAAAAAGCUGGUCUAUUAGAAAUGAUGAUUCAUAUUUGGCAAAUUACUUCACGUUCACUUUAAUUCUAAUAAAUAGUAUCACACAAUGUGCAGGCUCAUUGAGGAAAAGAUUACUAAUUCGUCAAGAUUUUAUGGAGGCUGGUAUUGAUUAUAUAUUUGGGAAAGCUAAAAACUUUAAAGAUAAUAGAAUUAGAGAUGAAAUAGAGAAAUACAUUUUAAAAGAGACUGAGGAUCAGAAACUUUUGAAAAAGAAAGAGAAUAAAAGCUUACCAAAAUUACCUAGCGAUUUUUCUAGUGAUGAAUCUUUAGAUUCUUGUUUGACAGAAAUUGAAGAUUGUGAUGUUGAUACUACAGAACUUACUAAAGGAAUGGGGAUUAUAUUGAAGAAGCUUUCCAGCCAAGAACACAAGUCUGGUGACAUAGAGAAAAUUGUAAUACUUUUGGAAUCUAUGUUGAAUCAAGUUACUUCGAAUGAACAAUUGUCAAAUGUAUCAAUCCAAAGACUUAUUGAUGGAUUAGCUUCAGAAGUUACUGCUAGGAAAGCUAUUAGUGAGUGUCAACAAUUACAAAAAGAGAUCAAAUUGCUAAAAGAAUCAAAUGAACUACUAAAGCAAACUGCUCAAGUGAAGGAUUUAGAGGAACGUCAAAAUUUAAUUAAACAACAAGCAGACAAGUUGGAGUCACAAAAGAAACAAAUUCAUCUACUACAAAGACAAAUCAAAAGAUUUGAGGAAGACAAAAAUCGUAAACCACGUCAUAAAAUCAUCAAUCAUUCAUUUGAAGAUCUUGCUGAGACUAGAAAUAAUUCACCAAAGAAAAUAACUGAUGAAUUAAACUCAAUAUUAGGUCAUGCUACUUUUGCUGAUUUAAAAGAUUCAAAUUCUACAUCAUUUCAUAGAGGUCCACCGACUCCACCAGGUUUAUCAUCAAAGAAAUUUUCAAGGUCUGAUCUCACACUGCCACCUAAAGCUCCAAAUUUUGACAAGUUCUAUGAAACAAAUGAUUCAAGAGAAUCAAUACCAACAAGUUCAUCACCAGUUCAACCAAGUGUUGCUCCACUUCCACCUCCACCUCCACCUCCAAUCCUCCCACCUUUCCUCAAUAGUAUACAAAGUUCUUCACCACGACCUCCACCAAUACCUGAUUUUUUAAAAGAUAUCGAGAAAAAAGCAGCUCCACCUCCACCAUUACCGGAUUUUUUGAGAAUAUCACCAUCUACACCAGCUCCACCUCCCCCACUACCUACCUUUUUGAAAAAAAUACCUGAUUCAAAUAAUUCAACUCCACCAGCACCACCUCCUCCACCUCCUUUACCAGCACAACCACAAAAGAUAACAAUAAAACCUGAAACUGAUUCCAACAACUCCUUUAAUUCAGAAAAUAACGAUACCGACACUACUUUACUCUCAAUUAGACCAAAAGUCAAACUUAAACAGAUUCAUUGGAACAAGAUUAAUAAUAUUAAUGACACUUUUUGGGAGGAUAUUGAUAACACUACCAUAUCUGAUAAGCUUGUUCAACAGGGAGUUUUUGAUGAUGUUGAAAAAAUCUUUGCUGCUUCUACUCCUUCUAUCAAAAAAUCAGUCGAAGUUAAAGAAACUGCAAAUCCAAAUAAAAUUAGCUUCUUAUCUAGAGAUUUGGCACAACAAUUUGGUAUCAAUUUGCAUAUGUUUGCUGGUAUACCAGAAGAGAAGUUAAUACUUAAAAUACUUAGAUGUAACUCAGAUAUUUUGGAGAAUAUUAGUGUUGUCGAAUUUUUCAAUAAUGAUGCCUUAAUUGAGAUAAGUGAGGGCUUACUGAAAAAUUUAUCACCAUAUUCAAGUGACCCUAGAUCUAAAGACAAACCAAGUAAAGAUCUAAAUGAAUUAGAAAGAGCAGAUAGAUUGUUUUUAGAAUUAUGUUAUAAUCUAAGACAUUACUGGAGAGCUAGAUCCAAAGCUUUACUAUUUGCACAAACUUAUCAAAAAGACUAUCAAGACUUAAAUAUGAGAUUAAACCUAAUCGAUCUUGGUAUUGAUUGUCUCAAAAAUUCUGAAAAUUUCAGAAAUGUAUUAAGUGUCAUAAAAUUAGUUGGAAAUUUCAUGAAUGGUGCAUCAAAACAAGCUUUGGGAUUUAAAUUAGAUACAUUACAAAGAUUAAAAUUUAUGAAAGAUGAACUGAAUUCAAUGAGUUUUUUACAUUAUUUGGAAAAAGUUAUAAGACAAUCUUUUUCGGAAUAUUCAUCAUUUGUUGAUGAAAUUAGUGAAUUAAAUGAAAUUCAAAAUAUUUCAACUGAACAAUUAGAGUUAGAUUGUCAAGAAAUGGAGAAAAAUUUGAAGAUUAUUAAUAAUGCAAUGGAAAAUGGCAAAUUAAGUAGGGAAAAAGAUCUACAUCCAUCUGAUAGAAUUAGAGAAACAAUAAAAUCUUCAAUUGAUGAUGCAAAUGAUAAAAUUCAAUCAUUACAAAAGCACUUAGAGGAAACAAUGUCAGAUCUAAAAUCAAUUAUGGCGUUUUUUGGUGAAGAUAUCAAUGAUGGUGGGUCAACAAGAGAUAGCUUUUUUUCAAAAGUAAUGAUAUUUGUCACAGAAUAUAAAAAAGCUCAUGUUGAAAAUAUUCAAAAGGAGGAAGAACAAAAAGUUUAUGAAAUUAGAAAAAAGAAAAUUGAAGAUGUAUUAGCAAAAGAUUUACAAGAUGAAACAAAAUUUGUUGAUAGUGUUGAAGAAGCAUCAGCUGUAAUUGAUAUCUUGUUAGAAAAGCUAAGAACAGCUUCACACAAGAAGGAAAGAAGAACCAAGUUAAAUAAAUUAGAUACCAUAGUGACCACAACAAUUGAUUUAGAUUCGCCAACAACUCCAAAUCUAGAUAUUGAAUAUGAGAGUGUUAAUAACCUCAAAAGAAGACUAACAAAUAGGAAAAAGAAUAAUAAAGAUAUGAUAAAAACUGAUCAAAUUAAUAAUAUACUGCGGGCUCAAGUAAUGUUACAUCAGUUAAGAAAUGGACCAAAUGAUGGUUCAAAUGAUAAUUCUAAUAAUGGUUCAAAUGAUGAUAUUGAAAACAAAGAAAACCUUGGACAUAAUUUUAAAAGUGUAUAG